AUGUCCGUGAUCGUCUUUGGUCCCACCGGUGGUGUCGCUUCCGUUGCGGCACUCACUGCCCAAGAGCAUGGCGCCGAAGUUUACCUAGCCAUGCGAGACACACAGAAGCAAAUUCCCGGACUAAGCCCGGAAAAUGAACAGAAAGGCGGAUUCAAAAGAGUUCAAGCCGACCUGACCAACCCGGAGUCUGUCGCCGCAGCCGUCAAAUCAUCCGGGGCAAAGCGCGCAUUCACAUACCUUGCUAUCGGUACCCCGGACCACAUGCGCACCACAUUUGCGGCAAUGAAAUCGGCUGGGAUCGAGUUCGUUGUUUUCCUCAGCAGCUAUACCGUCGCUGGAGAGCCGAAAGAUGUCUCUCCUGCUGAUCUCAUCCCUUACGUCCAUGCGCAGGUAGAGAUCAGCCUCGACGAGAUUUACGGACAAGAAAGCUACGUUGCUCUGAGACCGGGUGGCUUUGCGACGAAUCUGCUGCGCUUCAAGAAGGGCAUUCAGACUGGCGAAGUCAAGGUCUGGGCUCCUGGCUUCAAAUUCGACUGCAUUACACCGGGUGAUAUGGGUCGCGUGAGUGGAACGAUCUUGGUCCAUGGGCCGAAGAAUGGACAGAGGAAGAUUUAUCUAUAUGGUCCCCACCUCAUCGCUCAAGGAGAUGCCAUCAUGGCCAUUGGAAAAAUCGUUGGCAAAGACAUCACUCUUGCGACUAUUGGCGAGAAAGAAGCUUUGGACGAGUAUAUUGCAGGCGGAAUCCCCAAGCCACUAGCCGAAUAUAUGGUGCAGAAGUCUGCAAGCACGUCUAAUGAGCUUACAGACCGGGCUUGUUAUGAUAUUGGGGUCGAGAAUGUGGGGCUGUAUACGGGGAAGCCUUCUACCAAGUUCGAGGACUGGGUUGCAGAAAAUAAGGAGCUCUUUCUGGCCUGA
Penicillium salamii is the source of this 915-nucleotide messenger RNA. NCBI's taxonomy places the organism in Eukaryota, Fungi, Ascomycota, Eurotiomycetes, Eurotiales, Aspergillaceae. The record is from the annotation of a GenBank genome assembly.